CUAAAACCGCUGAACUCUUUCUCUCUCUAAACGCUCAAGCACACUUUUAUCUGCAAAUCUUCAUCUUCCCCGCUGGCUAUCUCGAAUCGAGGCGCAUAUACGUAUAGAUACAGACGCAUCUACACGUGCGGAGCUACAAUCCACCAACCAUGGCGGAUGUUAUGACCAUGGAAGCAAUUCACGCCACCGCCGACCGCCUCAAUAUCGACCUCUCCGCCCUCGAUUUCGAUUCCAUUCACCUUCCUCCGUCCGAAGAUUUCGGCAUCGCCAGUGAUGACGAUGAUUUGAAAGGGGAGGAAUCGUUGGAGUUCGAGGAGGGAUUUGGAAACAUAAUUGUGGUGGAUAAUCUGCCGGUUGUGGCUAAGGAGAAAUUCGAGAAAUUGGAAGGGGUUGUUCGCAAAAUCUACAGUCAGAUUGGGAUUAUUAAGGAAGACGGACUCUGGAUGCCUGUCGACCCUGACACCCAGAAAACCCUAGGAUAUUGUUUCAUUGAGUAUAACACUCCUCAGGAAGCUGAGUUAGCUAAAGAGAAGACUAAUGGAUACAAGUUGGACAGAUCUCAUAUCUUUGCUGUCAAUAUGUUUGAUGAUAUUGAAAAAUUUAUGAAAGUACCGGAGGAGUGGGCACCCCCAGAAGCCAAACCUUAUACCCCAGGGGAGAAUCUGCAAAAAUGGCUGACUGAUGAAAAGGCCAGAGACCAAUUUGUGAUCCAUGCUGGCUCGGACACUGAGGUCUUGUGGAAUGAUGCAAGGCAAUCAAAGCCCGAGCUUGUGUACAAGAAAACUUACUGGACAGAAAGUUUUGUGCAGUGGUCCCCAUUAGGGACUUACUUGGCAACAGUACACAGGCAGGGGGCUGCAGUUUGGGGAGGUGCAACUGCCUUUAACCGUCUGAUGCGUUAUCCUCAUCCACAGGUAAAAUUGAUUGACUUUUCUCCUGGUGAGAGAUUUUUGGUGACCUACAGCAGCCAUGAGCCAAGCAAUCCUCGCGAUACUCAUAGGGUUGUGAUAAACAUCUUUGAUGUGAGGACUGGGAAAGUUAUGAGAGAUUUCAAAGGCAGUGCUGAUGAAUUUGCCGUUGGUGGAACUGGAGGUGUUAGUGGUGUGUCCUGGCCUGUUUUCAGGUGGGGUGGUGGAAAAGAAGACAAAUACUUCGCAAGAAUUGGGAAAAACGUUGUUUCUGUGUACGAAACUGAAACUUUUACGCUAAUUGACAAGAAAUCAAUGAAGGUCGAAAAUGUUGUUGACUUCAGUUGGUCACCUACCGAUCCCAUCCUUGCACUCUUUGUCCCCGAACUGGGUGGAGGGAAUCAGCCUGCAAGGGUGAGUCUUGUGCAAAUACCUAGCAAAGAAGAGUUGAGGCAAAAGAACCUCUUCAGUGUUAGUGAUUGUAAAAUGUACUGGCAAAGUAAUGGAGAUUACCUCGCUGUUAAAGUUGAUCGGUACACAAAAACCAAGAAGAGCACAUACACUGGUUUUGAGCUUUUCAGGAUCAAAGAAAGGGAUAUACCUAUUGAAGUUUUGGAGCUCGAGAAUAAGAAUGAUAAGAUCAUUGCAUUUGCAUGGGAGCCAAAAGGCCACAGGUUCGCGGUCAUCCAUGGUGAGCACCCGAAGCCUGAUGUGAGUUUCUACUCGAUGCGCAGUGCAACCAACACUGGUCGGGUUUCGAAGCUCGCUACUAUUAAGGGAAAGCAGGCUAAUGCCCUUUUCUGGUCACCAACCGGACGCUUCAUUAUUCUUGCUGGUCUGAAAACUUUGAACGGGCAGUUGGAGUUUUACAAUGUCGAUGAGCUCGAGACCAUGGCACAAGCAGAGCAUUUCAUGGCAACAGAUGUUGAAUGGGAUCCGACAGGAAGGUAUGUUGUGACAGCUGUCACGUCUGUUCAUGAGAUGGAAAAUGGAUUCAACGUGUGGUCCUUUAACGGCAAGUUGCUGUACAGAAUACUGAAGGAUCAUUUCUUCCAAUUCUUGUGGCGCCCGAGACCCCAAUCUUUCUUGACUGCUGAGAAGGAAGAAGAAAUUGCCAAGAAUUUGAAGAAGUACAGCAAGAAGUACGAGGCUGAGGAUCAAGACGUAUCUAUGCUCCUAAGCGAACAAGACCGCGAGAAGAGGAAGAUGGUGAAAGAAGAAUGGGCUAGGUGGGUGAACGAAUGGAAGCGGCUUCAUGAGGAGGAUAAAUUGGAGAGACAGAAACUUCGUGAUGGGGAAGUUAGUGACGAGGAAGAGGAAUACGAGGCCAAGGAAGUAGAAAUUGAAGAGUUGCUGAAUGUUUCAGAGGAAGUUAUUACUGUUGACUAAAUGUUUGGUAGAAAAAUUUCAAUCGCCUGAAAUCUCGUUCAAACACGAUUUUUGAUUUUUUUGAGGUUGAGGCGAGGCCUGUCUCGCUUAGAUAAAGAUUUUUGUACGAUUUACUGACCAUAGCCCAACUUUUUUUUUUUUCACUAGUUAAUUGAUGGGAUUUAAUACUCUUUUGUAACAACUUUUCAUCUUUGUUCUAGUGGUUUAUGUUUUCCCUUGUUGGACUGUUAAAACAUGGAAAUUCUUUCUAGAAGCUGCUGGUGUUGGGUGA
Messenger RNA from Erythranthe guttata (spotted monkey flower), 2568 nucleotides. Its product is annotated as eukaryotic translation initiation factor 3 subunit B. Lineage: Eukaryota; Viridiplantae; Streptophyta; Magnoliopsida; Lamiales; Phrymaceae. The record is from RefSeq and is a predicted model, not a curated record. Gene Ontology annotation, biological process: translational initiation. Gene Ontology annotation, molecular function: translation initiation factor activity; translation initiation factor binding; RNA binding. Gene Ontology annotation, cellular component: eukaryotic translation initiation factor 3 complex.